GUUGUCCUGCGGCAGUAGCGCAAAGUUGGUGGCUGAUUGUGAUGGAGAGAUGAGGUAAAGAAAUAUUCUUCCAGGUCACUGAGCCUGACUGUGCGUCCGGGUUGGAGUGGAGUGGAGUGGAGUGGAGUGGGGGGAGGAGGAUUGAAAACGUGGAGCGAAGAGUUCCGAGCAGCAGCAGCAGCAGCAGCGGACGGACGGAGAGGUUUGGGACCCCAGCGGCCCAGCAGAGGAACACCAACAGGACCCGAGCAACCCUCGUCCCGCCAGUCACACCUCCCCACCUGCGGCAGGUGGCGAGGGAGUGCCAUUGACUUUAUUUCUGCCAGACCCCGGCUCCGGGACUCCGGUUCCCGGUGAACCUCCAGCAAGCUGUUUCCCACGGGGAGGGACGCGAUGGUCCGCUCGACAUUGGCUACCGCUGCCAGCCUGGUGCUCACCACCACCGUGGUGACCCAUGCCUAUUACCUGAAGCGGCAGUUCUACCCCACCGUGGUGUACCUGACUAAAUCCAGCCCCAGUAUGGCGGUGCUGUACAUCCAGGCGUUCGUCUUGGUCUUCCUCGUCGGCAAGUUCAUGCGGAAGGUGUUCUUCGGGCAGCUGCGUGCCGCAGAGAUGGAGCAUUUAAUCGAGCGCUCCUGGUACGCUGUGACCGAGACCUGCCUGGCGUUCACCGUCUUCAGGGAUGACUUCAGCCCGCGGUUUGUGGCCCUCUUCACCCUGCUCCUCUUUCUCAAGUGCUUCCAUUGGUUAGCUGAGGACCGGGUGGACUUUAUGGAGCGGAGUCCGAACAUCUCGUGGCUGUUUCACUUCCGAGUUGUCUCACUCAUGGGCUUGCUGGCUCUGCUGGAUCUGCUGUUUGUGAACCACGCCUGUCACAGCAUCAUGACCCGGGGAGCCUCAGUCCAGUUGGUGUUUGGCUUCGAGUAUGCUAUCCUCCUCACCAUGGUGUUGACCAUAUUCAUCAAGUACAUUCUACACACCAUCGAUCUUCAGAGCGAGAAUCCCUGGGACAACAAGGCUGUGUAUAUGCUUUACACCGAGCUUCUGACAGGGUUCAUUAAGGUGCUGCUCUACAUGGCUUUCAUGACCAUAAUGAUCAAGGUUCAUACGUUCCCUCUGUUUGCCAUCCGCCCCAUGUACCUGACGAUGAGGCAAUUCAAGAAGGCGGUAACUGAUGCCAUCAUGUCGAGACGAGCUAUUCGCAACAUGAACACACUGUACCCCGACGCCAGCCCGGAGGAACUCCAGCAGACUGACAACGUCUGCAUCAUCUGCCGCGAGGAGAUGGUAACUGGAGCCAAACGCCUGCCAUGUAACCACAUCUUCCAUACCAGUUGUCUCCGUUCCUGGUUCCAGCGGCAGCAGACGUGCCCCACGUGUCGCAUGGACGUGCUGCGAGUCACACUGCCCACGCAGACGCCAGCACAGCAGCCUCAGCCACAGGUGCCGCAGACCCCUCAGGUUCCCCAGCAACCCAAUCUGCCUCCGGGGAUGAUGCCGCCUUUCCCGCCGGGAAUGUUCCCUUUCUGGCCGCCUAUGGGACACUUGGGCCAGAACCUCUUCCCGCCGGCACCUGGUGGGGCCCCGAAUGUGCCGCAGCCAAAUGCUCCAGCUCCCCCUGGCCCAGAGGGCCAGACAAAUUCUGCCAGUGGUGAAGGAUCCCGAAGCACCGACGGCCCAACCGGUUUGGAACCACCUCCCGCUGGCUCAAUCCCAGGAUUUCCCUUCUCCUUUCCUCCCUUCCCGUCGACUCCUUGGGUGGGAAUGCCGCCGCCUCCGUUUGGAAUGCCCCCAAUGCCAAUGCCACCGUCGGGAUUUGCUGGACUGACGGACGAGGAGCUGCAAGCGUUGGAGGGCCAGGAACGCCAGAACCUGGAAGCGCGGCUCCAGUGUCUUCAGAACAUCCACACACUGCUGGACGCGGCCAUGGUCCAGAUUCACCAGUACCUCUCGGUGGUUGCUACUAUUAGUCCGCCCAGGCUAACGGCAACAGCAAGCUCGGCACCAAGCACGGAGCCUACGGAUCCGGCAUUUGGAUCGCAGGUGGAUUCAACGGGGGACACUCCACCACCACCUCCACCACCACCACCACCGCCGCCGCCUGCAGUCGACAGCACCUCCACACAACCCCCCUUGCAACCUGAAGAAAUAGGGCAGAGUGACCUGGAAGGCGCGGUGGGAUACUCCACGCCCCAACCAGCCGGCCCCCCGGACGAUGAGAAAGACGACCUCAGCGAGCCAGACGCCGCGGAGCUGCGCCGACGGCGGCUGCGGAAACUUGACCUGCCCAGCGCCCACCACUGACCGCUCGGACCGGACUGUGCGGCUCGAUGCCGAUAAGUCGAUCCCAUUGACCUUGACCAGGAACACCCUGAGAGUUGCAACUCCUCACUGACUCCUGUUGACGCUGGUCCUGUUAACUGGUUAACACCUACGCAGAAGAACACUGCCUCCUAAGGAAUAAGGCUUCCUGUUUUCAUUUCUUUUUAAACUUUAGUCCUCUCGUUUGAUUGGCACCUUCCCUUCCCCCGGUCAGCGAGUGAUGGAAUACAGCCUGCAUGCUGAUUUAAAAUGAGAGGGUCCGUGUUUCUGCAUCUGGCAGGCCGCCCCGUAGCCUGUGCGAAUCUAGUUCAGAUCUGUGGUUGGAGUUGGACCCGGGACGUGAGGAGGGUGACUCUGGGGCUGGUGCAGAAAUUACUUCCUCUCUGCAAUUUUCAGGUUAGGGUUUACGAUUAGAUUACUUGCGUUAAGGCUAAGAGCUCUUUAGAGGUGAGGGUUUUGUGGUUGAUUAUUUAAUUUGUAUAUAUUGUAUAAAAUUUUAAUAGCUGGAAUUGUACAUACUGCACAAUAAAAUCUGCUGGUUCUGU
Molecule: messenger RNA, 2867 nt
Organism: Carcharodon carcharias (great white shark)
Lineage: Eukaryota; Metazoa; Chordata; Chondrichthyes; Lamniformes; Lamnidae
Gene: syvn1
Product: synovial apoptosis inhibitor 1, synoviolin
Exons: 17
Coding region: 394-2304 (636 amino acids)
Cellular component (GO): cytoplasm
Source: RefSeq, a predicted model, not a curated record